UUAUCUUAAUACUACACAGAACGUAUCGUGUGCAUGAUCUAUGCUUGUAAGUCAAGGUCACUAUUGAAAGUUAUGUAAAAAUAGUUUUUGGUUCAUAGCUCCCAAAUACCUUGCAUUUUAGUCUUAACAUUGUUGCCAACAACCACAAGGGACGAAAACUAACAAAUUUUAUACCGGUAGCGGACUUCUGUAUUGCCACUGCAAUACUCGAAUACUUGUUUUUCCCUUCCAGCGCAACGAUGGACACAGUGCCCAAACUAGUGUUAAGAAAUUUUCUCAAAAGCGAAAGUUACAUCGUUUUAGUAGAUAUGACACUCGGAGUUCAACAUCCGACUCUGUAAUAUCGUCAAUGACUGCAACAAGUGAAGAAUCGAUAGAAAACAAAUGUCAUGUAGAGUAUAUGGCAGAGGUGUAUCGAGACUGGAUCAAACAUCAAGUUCGAGUUGAAGAUCUGUUACCUCUUCUCCCGCUUGGAAAGAAUGAUACUGAAAACAUAAAGAGCAAACAAAAAUCGUGUCCUUCUGAUGCGGUAGAAAUGCUUCUUGACAUUAUGGCGAUGAGUGACAUACCUGGAAUAUGGCGGAGCUUCUUGGACGCAUUGGAAACACUGGAGUAUGUCCAUCUGUCGAAACUUCUAAGAAAUGAAACUGAAAUUCAUCACAGCCAUAGCUCAGAUAUUCUUAAACUUGUAACGCACGACCUUAAGCAGCGUAUAUGUUUUCCGGAAUUUUUGGAUGCAGUAUAUGAAAGGGAAUUACUUGUCAAAUCAGAAUACGAGGAAGCAGACGCAGAAUAUAGAGCACGUGGUUCACAAGCAGCCGCAAUCGUGAUUAUUGAAGGUGUUAAUAAACAUUUACCUAAUUGGGAUGAAGUAUUUGUAGAUGUCCUUGAGCAAUCCGGAAUGGCAGAUAUUGCAGAACUGUUUAAAUUUAUUGAACAACAGCAAGGAGACCGUUUCAGUGAGAUUUCAAAGAUGGAAAAAAGUCAAAAGCAAAAGAAACUCCGCCAGCGGCGUAUUUGGUAUUGGGAGAGAAAAUCAAAUCUACAGCAAACCUUUAUGCAAACUGUAGUUGAUCCUCCUAGUAAAAUCGAUGAUAUCAAUGCACUUUGUAUAACCGUUUUUCAAAUACAGUCGGAAAUGAAAUUGCUUACACGUGGAAUGGAAGAACUGAAAAUGAUGCAAAAUGAAAUACUUAAACGUUUCCAGAAAAGCUAA
Messenger RNA from Mercenaria mercenaria, 1216 nucleotides. RefSeq lists its product as uncharacterized. The transcript is spliced from 5 exons. The record is from RefSeq and is a predicted model, not a curated record. Bases 350 to 1216 code for a protein of 288 amino acids. NCBI's taxonomy places the organism in Eukaryota, Metazoa, Mollusca, Bivalvia, Venerida, Veneridae.